This is a messenger RNA of Bicyclus anynana (squinting bush brown), 2487 nucleotides long. Its product is annotated as tRNA dimethylallyltransferase. The record is from RefSeq and is a predicted model, not a curated record. Gene Ontology annotation, molecular function: tRNA dimethylallyltransferase activity. The transcript is spliced from 9 exons. Gene Ontology annotation, cellular component: mitochondrion. Lineage: Eukaryota; Metazoa; Arthropoda; Insecta; Lepidoptera; Nymphalidae. The coding region runs from base 355 to 1845 and encodes 496 amino acids. Gene Ontology annotation, biological process: tRNA modification.
GGAAUCCACGUGAAACGCUUCGUGAUAAUACUCGAUCGAGCUUUGCUAAAAAUGGAACGCAUCUCCGGCUCGAGCUGUCAGCUGUCAAAACAAAUGUGAAGUUAGUUGGUGUGGUGUGUGAAGUGCGUGCAAGUGUUUUGUGAUGGCUCUAAGGUCUGUGUUAUCUUCUAAAAUACCAAUGGUGAUUAUAUUGGGUGCGACAGGUACCGGAAAAACGAAAUUGGGCGUGGAACUAGCCCAAAAAUUGGGCACGGAGGUCAUCAGUGCUGACUCGAUGCAGUGGGCAGUGAUGCUACUUUCUGCAUCCACGACUGUGGGUUCGCUUCCCACGAUUGGACAAGUUUUGUGACGAGGAUGAGUGUUUUCCAGUGUCCUGGUAAACUCGAGAAAAUUCUUACCGCUCAUGUGCGCCGAGUUCUUCAUGUUAACAAUAUCUACAAGGGUCUGGAUAUAGUGACGGCGAAGGCAUCUCGCCAAGAGAGGGAGCUGGUAAAGCACCACCUCCUGGAUAUUCUGGAGCCUCACCAGGUGUUCACCGUCGUGGACUUCAGAGCUCGAUCCCUUAAAAUUAUAGACAAUUUGACAAAACAGGGCAAAAUACCGAUAAUAGUCGGCGGUACCAACUAUUACAUAGAAUCCAUUGUAUAUCAGAUACUUGUAGAACAUACAGAUGACACUGAAGAACUACUAUGGGAUAGAAGUAAAAGGAAAAGAGAUUUUUAUGAAACUGAUCCUAUAAAUGAAGAAAGUAAUAAAAAACUUGCCAAAGAAUCUGAUAACCCAAAAAAUGUUGUGGUUUUAAAACAAGAAACAGAAGAUAAAAGUGAAAAACAGAAUUUAGAAGACCAAGAAUCAAUAUUGAAUUCGGAAAUUAAAGAUAACAUUUCUUUCACAAAAUAUGAAGAAGAUAAAGUGAUAGACAGAGAAACGCUAAAACAAGACGUAGACAAUGAAAGCAAGUUUACAAAUGAAGAGAUACAUUCCAAAUUGAAGGCGAUUGAUCCUGUGAUGGCAUCGAGACUGCAUCCUAAUAAUAGACGGAAGAUUUUAAGAGCAAUCGAAGUGUGGCUCAAAACCGGUCGACGGCACAGCGAGGUUCUGGAUGAGCAGAAGACCAGUGAGGGACAGCUCAGGAGACCAGGAGCUACCAUCAUACUGUGGCUGAAGUGUGAACAGAGCGUCCACGACGAACGCCUCAACGCCCGAGUGGACUCCAUGCUGGAGGAAGGCUUGAUAGACGAACUGCUCGACUUCCAUGACAGACACAAUAAGCAGAGGAUGGAUGGAAAUCCACCAGACUACACAAAAGGAGUGUUUCAAACAUUAGGUCUAAAGGAGUUUCACCAGUACCUGAUGCUACCAGCGGAGGAGAAAAACACUGAGGAAGGAAAAAAGCUUUUACAAGAGAGUAUAGCAAACAUGAAACUCGGCACCAGGCGGUACGCGCGGCGGCAAAACAAAAUGGUUAGAGGGAGAUUUUUGGAACACCCUUCCAGAGAGGUUCCACCGAUUUAUGAACUGGAUACAACGGACCUUACCAAAUGGGAUGAAGAGGUCAAAAAUAAAGCUUUUAAUAUCAUAGACAGCUUCAUUAAUGCAUCUCCAUGUCAACAUGAACCCUUAAAACAAUUCAUUUCUGAUGAUAAAAGAAGUAUUGAUGGUCAUUCUAGCAAUUAUUGUGAUGUUUGUGAAAGGCUUAUAAUUGGUGACAAAGAAUUCUCGAUACAUCUCAACUCUCAUAAACACAUGAGAGUAAUCAAAAGAAAAAAAAGAAUUGCUUUACAGUUGGAGAAACAAAAAUUAGCUGCUAAACCUGGAAAUUAUGAAAAACUUGAAAGUGAAUGAAACAUGCUAUCAAAAAUUCACUUUUAGUCUUGCCAAAGAAGUUCAUCAUAUUAUUUUUUUUCUCUCAUUUAAACAUAUAUAUUUGUUCUUUUUUUUUUUAAUAUCUAACAAUGUUAAUAAAAUACAAAAUAUAAUAGAAACAAUUAAAAAAAUUAUAAAAAAAACCAACCCUCCCACUGCGGGACAUUUGAGUGUCCAAGCAACCUGAUAGUCAGGUCUCCAGAUUGAGGAACCUCCUCACAAUGCGCGCUGUCUCAACAGUCACUGCCUUCUGUAUCCAGCAGUUAAACGAAAGCUUCUUAAGAUGUUGGUCAAAGCUUUUCACUAUAAGACCAUUGACUGAAACGACUAACGGAAUAAUAAUAGUUUACUCAACAUUGCACAUGGCGGUAAUCUUGUGAGCAAGUAUUAUACUGAUACUUAUUCCUUUUCAGCUUUUGUCGGAUUAACAUAAUUUUGAAGGUUUAAUAAUGACAAUUAUUGCAUGGCGCACUAGCAGUUUGACUAGCACUGUAUUAGAUUAUUACUAUUUAUUAUUAUUUAGAAUAGAAAUACAUUUUUGUUAUAAAUUUAUAAGUAUUUUGUAAUUAUGUUAGUUAUUUGUAUUGAGUAUAAUAAAGAUUACAACAAACUUGAAACAAA